AUGCAACGGAUCGUGCCGCUGAAUUGGCCCGAAUCGAAACUAACGCGCAGCUCUGCUUCACAAAAUGACACGAUCACCUCUGUGCUGCAUUUGACUGUCAGGAACGAAAGCCUCAUGAAGGAACCCUUUCCUAUGCCGCGACUCCAAACCAACCAAAGACCAGAGCAAAGGCAAGACCAGCAAAAUGUGGACGAUUAUAGCGUCGAAAGUCCUAGUUUUCCAUGGUUGUCCAGGCUUUUCCCGAGUAGAAAACCACCAAUGAAGCCUACAAUUCUAGUGCUAUCGGCUUUGUCCUUCCUGUUUGCCACCCUCCAGCUAUCCCACUGUAGCUUUAUGCAUACUGGCUUGCCAGGCUCCGAAGUCGCCAUGGGAUUGUUUUCGACCACUGCCUACGACAAGAAUGGCGCUUCGAUCGGAUGCCUCGCCUAUACCGAUCAGAUCCAGAUGGAUGGCAUGUUUCGCGCGGGACGAGCUUUCGGUACUAUAACCGCACUGUGGACAGGUACUGCAUUUCUAUUGCUUCUUGUCGCUCUCACAUUUUGCCCACCGAGGACCGAGAAACUCUGGAACAUUGCACGUGGCUUGUUAACAACUGCGACGAUUACGCAAAUGUUCACCUUUUUCGUCAUGGGUAGUGAGCAAUGCCCAACCAACGACUGCUUUCUGUCAGGAGUGGGAGUACUGGCCGUCUUUAAUACCUUUGUUUUGCUUGGAGUCAGUUCAAUGACCUACCUUGAGGCGAUUCCCGUCGAGCCGUGGUUGGUACUGAGUAACGACGACUGCGACGUUGCGCACAACGACACCUCGGUGACACCUAUCGCGCAAGAAGAAUGUGUGCCACACGCGAGUUGCAGUACCACUGGUAUAUCAAGCAACCCGGCCAAUCUGCUUGACACAGUCUUACCCAAUCCUGAGGUCUUGGAAAUGAAAGAUGUUGAUCUCAACGACAAGCACGAUGAGCCAUCCGAUGCUGAUCCUUCCAGCUCGGACGCUUCCGUACAGAGUCACGACCCAGCCGAAAACGUAGCGCAUGAACGGGAUACAUUUAUCAGUACAAUUGGCACGCACCAUCGGAAUAAACUUCGGCUCUUGAGCUUCGGGCUCGUUCUCGCGGCAUGGUCUAUCAGUUUAGUUGGGAUACAACGUUGUACCUUUAUAUUAGUCGGACUCCGAGAAACGGGGAAGUCAAAUUAUUCUGGUUUGGGUCUCUUCAGUCGAGCGGUGUACUACAACGGCGAAAUACUGGGAUGCGUUGCGUAUCCCGAUGAAGUCCGGGGUGACUUUGAUUCGGUCUUUCAAGCCAGCCGAGCUUUCGGUGUCUUCACGGUGCUUCUUUUGACAACCGUCACCAUUCUCUUCUGUUUGCAGCUCUUUACUAACAAAGCCAAAUCACCAAUCUGGCUUGCUGUCCGCGUUUUGCUUACUUGUGCUGUCAUUACCCAGCUACUGGUCUUUCUUGUUUUUAAGUCGGACACUUGUUCGAUCAAUAACAUGGUAGAAUGCGUUCCAGGUGGUGCAGGCAUUAUGGUUGUCCUUAAUCUCUUUCUAAUACUAACUUUGGCAGUCUACACGAACAAAAUGGAACCUCCGCGGAAUCCUGUAUUCCUUUCGUGGCGAAACAACAAUCACGAAGCGCUUCUUCCUGUGGGCCAGAAGCUACCGAUACGGAGCGAAGAAUUGCGCCAGCUGCCGGACGGGGGAACCGAAACAGAAGAAUCAGGCCACAUUGGUGAUUGUGCCAACGAAGCUCGCUUUCCCGACGUUUCCGAAAAACAAAAUUACAGUGCCAACGCAGGCCCCUCAAAGCACGAAUAUAAAGAAGAUACCUUAGACGAUAUUGAUAUGGUCAAGGUGCAAGUGAAAUUCACAGCAACAGAGAAGAAAAUCGUCAAAGAAGUGACGCAUGCGGACGGUUCCAAGACUAUAACUACAACUGUCGAAGAGCUAGAUAUUGCAUGCAAUGAUGACAAUGGCAGUAAACACAAUCAACGCGCCACCAUAGCGCUGGCUUCGUUUCCUUUGUCCAGCGAAAAGAGCGCUGUGCAGGAAAGUGCACAACUCUUACCAGAAAAUAAAUGCAUUCACCAUGAAGGUUGUCCAACGCAUUUUUCAACCAAGAGCAAUACGGGCUGGACGUGUGAAAAUCACAGUAACCAUUCCUUUCAGCUCACCCUGGGAAAGAAGACAAGCAAGCAUCUUGCGGAGCAAAAGAAUGCAGAUAUGGAAGAGAUUGACAAGUACAUCAACCAAAACUCGUGAGUAGAAUUCAUGUUUACUUUU
This is a messenger RNA of Phaeodactylum tricornutum CCAP 1055/1, 2280 nucleotides long. RefSeq lists its product with no specific name. The transcript has a single exon. The record is from RefSeq and is a predicted model, not a curated record. Bases 1 to 2259 code for a protein of 752 amino acids. Lineage: Eukaryota; Bacillariophyta; Bacillariophyceae; Surirellales; Neidiaceae.